UGGGGCCGGGCAACGAGAAGGGCUGGGGCUGUGCUUUUCUGAGCUCUCAGAAUCUCCUCCCUUCGCGUCUCCCGGGGCUGAGCCUCCGCGGCUGCCCGCCCCUAAUCUUCAGGCGGAGGCUUCAGCAAAAUCCAGUCGUGAGCUCUGCCUAAGGAAAAGGGUCCUUGCCGCCACCGCCGCCGCACCUUUCCGCUUGGCCCGCCACCGCCUCUAAAUCGCUCAUCCAACCUAGACUUGUGACCAAUUCUGCCCCGUAGGAUGAACUGGACUACUGCCACAUGCUGGGCUCUGCUGCUGGCCACCGCCUUCCUCUGUGACAGCUGUUCGGCCAAGGGCGGCCGCGGAGGUGCUCGAGGCAGUGCCAGGGGGGUGCGCGGAGGUGCGCGCGGGGCAUCAAGAGUGCGUGUAAGGCCGGCGCCCCGCUACAGCUCCUCUCUGCGAGUGGCGGCUGCAGGAGCGGCAGCUGGGGCUGCGGCGGGUGUGGCUGCGGGCCUUGCCACCGGCUCUGGCUGGAGGAGGACCUCAGGACCUGGAGAGCUAGGCCUGGAGGACGAUGAGAACGGGGCAAUGGGAGGCAACGGGACCGACCGAGGAGUCUACAGCUACUGGGCCUGGACUUCCGGCUCAGGGUCCGUGCACAGUCCACGUAUUUGCCUGCUUUUGAGCGGCACGCUUGGUGCCCUAGAACUGCUUCGGCCCUAGACCAGGCUAAGCUCCAUCCUAGGUCUAGCUCCUAGUCUGUCUUAAGGCCCAUAGGGCCCACCCUAAUGGCCUCCUGCCCAGGGGGUCACUUCAUUUUGCUGACUAUAGUUCCCCAGCCCAGACUUUAGUCUGGCUACUCUGGACCCAUAAGGCCUCUUGCAAUUUGUAGAUGCAGUUUACUCUCUUGCCCAUCCCAGUAUCCCAGUCUUCCAUCCUGGCAGGAACUAGCAGCUCUACUACCAGAGACAGGCUGCCCUCUACUCUCCUGAGCUGCCUAAGCAGGCAUGCCUGUGUGCUUGCCCACCCUGACACGAGAACAUGAACAAUGCCGACCACGAAAAAGAGGCCAUCGCCAGGUGGGCCUGUCUGGUUCUGCCACUAAAGCCCCAAAGACCUUGGCCUCCCAUGGAAGCAGAGGGAGUAGACCACUUCCCUCUGGACUUAGGAAUUGAUGAAGAAAGCACUCACUUGGAGAAAUGUGAGAAAUGUCAGGUGCUAAUCACCUGCCCAGAGCAGGUCCUAAUGAUGUCAUAGCUCAGAAACAUCCAGAGCAGGAGAAUAUCCAUCCCAGGACACCAACUGUGGUCCUCCUACAACAUGCUACCAAAGCCAAGGUAGUAUGUUUCUUCCUGGCAGACUGCCUAAGAGACCUUGUGUCAGAAGGUUUUCCACUUGGAACCACUUGGCCAUAAGGUCCACUUAACUGUUCCUAAAAUCCACUGAGGGUAGGGGUUUUGAAUUCACAUUCAAAAACAUUCCAUUCCAUUUGAAUUUAGGUUCACAAGUAAGGGUCACUUGGGUACAAUACCAAUCCUGCUGGGAGCUUCUUUGUAUAUAACCCACACUGCAAGAUUCCCACAAUUCCAGUGUUUCAUGUUGGGAGAGCCUCCCUUGGAAACGGAUGGACCGGGGAGGUAAGACAGAGCAUGGCACAGUUGCCAGCUGUCAGUCUGCACAGCGGAAGGGCAGCAAUUCUCAGGCCCACUGCUGCCAGAAGAAAGCUAACAGACAUGGAAGAACCAGUCUCAGCAGGUUGUGAGCGUGGGUUAAUGCUACUAGCUUUCUGACCACUCAUAUCCCUCCCAAGAACAGAGCUGAUAUGCUGAGUGGCCUCAAAGAGAUAAACUAUAGUCCUCACAAGAAUCUACCUUUGAGCAGACUGGUUUCUUGCUGUUCCAGGGCCCACUAGCACAUCUUUGCCUCAUGGAGUGAUGGGUCUCGGAACUCAGACAACAUAUACAAGGCUAGCUCAGCAUACCUCUGGUUAGUGUGCAGGUUUCAAGGCUAUUGGCAGGGCCCUAGCCAAGCAUUUUCUUGACCAACAAGUUGCAGGGGCAACUCCCCGCAACUUCUAUUCACACUGCCGGUGCUCUUAGGCACAGUCAGCCCAGAUGCUCCUCCAUCCCUAAUUGACCAAGCUCAAAACCACCAAGACCAGCAAGCUAAGGGCCAAGCCCACUAGGGGCCUCAAAGGCAGGUGCUGAUGCAUCAAGUCUGGUCUAGGGAGAACGACCAGAGCCCCUUCACCUUGUCAAACACCCUUGACAAUGGACUAUGUGGACCAGACCUUCACGUACCACAGAGUACCGUGUGUUAGUUCUGGGCAUUAUGGCAUUAUGAACACAUCACCUUUUAAUGAUUAUUCCACAUUCACCAAUCUGACUUCUCCAGAGUAUUUAACUUUUGGCACAGCCACACAUCUUUGAAUACCUUCUCCACUAACAGGAACUAUAGAUGCUGAGAGAGGCUCUCAGAGGAGACUUAUUAUACUGCAAUCACAUCAAGAGGCAACAGUGGAAGGCUAGCCCCUGCUAUCAGCCAUCCACAAGAAGCAGAGAGCCUGCCGAGCGUACAAGCACUGGUUCAAGCAACUAUGGAAAGCCCAGGUCAAUACUGAACAGAAGAGUCUAGAAGUACUGAGCAUGGACAGCCCCGCUGUCCCAACAGCACUUUCUAUCUGUAUGACCAACCCCGUUGCCUCUUCUUUUUAGACAGCAAGCUGCUGGCAGCAACAUCUUCUGGGUGCCAACAGGUACAUGGGGGUCAACCAUGCAUGCCCUCUGCACCACUCCUGCAGCCACCAUGGUUCCAAUAGCUAGACUGUGGUCCCUUUCCGGUGAUCCUCUGACCUGUGCAAAGUUGAGCCUACAGCAGAUGGACUCCUGAAGCACAGACUCUGUGCACGGGAAGAAGACAUGGCUGACUUCACUGCUGCAAACCUCCUGGCUUUGUCUGGGCACUUUAUCAGUGCACAGUUUGUUGUGAAAUAAAGCCCUCUGCUGGUAA
Messenger RNA from Rattus rattus (black rat), 2988 nucleotides. RefSeq names its product shadow of prion protein (gene Sprn). Gene Ontology annotation, cellular component: membrane; nucleus. Gene Ontology annotation, biological process: protein import into nucleus. The coding region runs from base 259 to 702 and encodes 147 amino acids. The transcript is spliced from 2 exons. The record is from RefSeq and is a predicted model, not a curated record. Lineage: Eukaryota; Metazoa; Chordata; Mammalia; Rodentia; Muridae. Gene Ontology annotation, molecular function: nucleic acid binding.